Dunckerocampus dactyliophorus (ringed pipefish) is the source of this 1221-nucleotide messenger RNA. RefSeq lists its product as uncharacterized. The record is from RefSeq and is a predicted model, not a curated record. Bases 136 to 1014 code for a protein of 292 amino acids. NCBI's taxonomy places the organism in Eukaryota, Metazoa, Chordata, Actinopteri, Syngnathiformes, Syngnathidae. The transcript has 8 exons.
CCAACACUAACCUCUCCCGGCUCCUCUCUACAAGUUAGCAUUUAGUGGUAGUAAGUUAGUGUUGAUUACAAAGUUCAAUGAGGUGCAUUGUUGUGGUGUAAAAGUAGUGGACAGUAGUGUCACUUUACCAUUGGAAUGUCUUCAAUGGAUCAUCUACAACCUUUGUUUCAGCUCGCUCUUAUUCUGAUCCUGGCCACUGAUUCAAAAGGUGAAACAUGGGGUGUGAAUGUCAGUAGAAGCUUCACAGCAGAGAUAGGGAAAAGUGUGACCAUACCAUGUACGUUCAGCCUCCCACCACAGGAAUACCAUGAAAACCUUCAGCUUUUCUGGAAAGUGCCACUGAGAAGUACAUUUAAUACCUAUGACAGGGAUGUCAAUGCAUUCAUUUUUCACCCCAAUAGCACAUUUGUGCUCAAGGCGUACCAAGGAAAGACCGAGCUACUCCGACAGAGAAACAGCAAGAGCUGCACCCUCAGGAUCUCAGAUUUCAUGAACAAGCGACUACUAAUUUACUUGAGAGUUAUCGGGAAGACCAACAACUUCACUUUUUCUAAAAAUAGUGUCACAAUAUCAGUGCCUGGCAAAAGUGUCCUUGAUAAAACAGCCACUGCUCUGCCAACGGCACUCAUUCCUGACAUGGAAGGAACAGAACAGCCAACGCCUGUGCAGAUAUCAGAAACAUUGUACAUUGCCAUCUUUGUGCCGUCGGCUGCACUUUUGAUUAUUCUUGCAGCUGCUGUCGGAUUUGUGGUUUGGAGAAAACACACCAGGUCACAAUCUUUAGUGAGGGAGUGCUCUGGAUAUUAUGCAAAUUUCAGCAGAGCAUCAUCAAACCAAGCCAAAAGAAAAGAAAAUUGCCAGAAAACAGAAAACAAAAAUCUUUCAGACGUGAAGGUCAUAGAUGAACCUGUUUACAUUAACUUGCAGCACCCUACAGGUCAGCUGGACCCGAAAGUGGAUCAAGAACAGGGUCAUAAAGAGAGUAUAUAUGCAAAUGUGGACCACUCUGAAUAGCAAAAACCUUGCAAAUUUGAACUCUACUCACUCCAUCUGUUGUUGUCAGCAAUUGAGAACGUCCUAGACAGAGCUAACAAACAUUUUUUUUGUGUGCACAUUUGUGAUAUUGUUAAAAAUGUAUAUGGAUAGCUAGGAGACAUACUAAUGGAUCAAAGAUCGGAACUAUAAUGCUGCUCAGCCCCCAGUCAGAAUAUUAUGUUUAUU